Molecule: messenger RNA, 1152 nt
Organism: Naegleria lovaniensis
Lineage: Eukaryota; Heterolobosea; Eutetramitea; Acrasida; Naegleriidae
Exons: 1
Coding region: 1-1152 (383 amino acids)
Molecular function (GO): hydrolase activity
Source: RefSeq, a predicted model, not a curated record
AUGAAACCAAAUCAAAGCUCUCUCCUUCCACACGCACAACAAUUUUGCGAGUGGUUCUCUCAGCAACGACUCUCCCUCUCUAAAUACAUGUCCUCGAAAGAAGAACAACUGAUGCAUGCUCCUCAGUUUUGUAUCGUUCAUGUACCCAUGACGUUUAUUGAAGAAUUUAUUCAACAAUUUCUACUUCCUCUCUUUAAUAACCAAUAUCAAUAUGAAACCUUAAAAACUCAAUUUUGUAAAACUCUUCAUGAUGAAUUGAAAAUCAAUAUUGUUGAAUCAUCAUCGGACUCUCAAAAGCCAUUACAAUUUAAACGUUUUGUCGUAUUGAGUGAUAGUCAUUGUCAAGAACAAGCCCUCUAUCCGAAAAUUCCCAACGGAGAUAUCGUGCUGCAUUGUGGAGACUUUACCGAUCGCGGCUCAUUCGAAGAAAUUCAACAAUUUAAUUCCUUAUUGGGAACCUUAAAGAAAAAUGGAAAAUGUAAAUUAACGAUUUGCAUUUCGGGAAAUCAUGACUUGAUGAUGGAUCCAAAAUUGAAUACACAAUUGAAUGCGGAGCAAAUUUUCAACAAGAAGGAACAUCCUCUAUUGCCCGACUGUGAUUAUUAUUUGUGUAAUAAUUCACUCAUAUUGGACGGAGCCAUCAAAAUAUAUGGUUCUCCCAUCACUCCAUUCCAGGGAUUCCAUGCAGAAACGAAGGAAGCUUUUCAAAUGUGGCAACGAAUGGAUUCCGAUGCAGAUAUCGUCAUGACUCAUAAUCCGCCCUAUAAUAUUCUUGAUUUGGCUUGGGUUUCACAAGGAACUAAGGGACGUUGUUCCACUUGUAAUCGAGAACAUCCAAAGGGAUCUCAUUGGGGUGAUUUCUGGCUCAAGCACGCAUUGAUACAUCGAGUGAAGCCAACUGUUGCAUGUUUCGGGCAUGUACAUGAUGAGCCUGGUUAUGUGAGACAUUCCAUUGAGGAGUUAGUCCAACAAGAGGAUCAUCAAAAGCAGUUGUUUAACAUUCCAUCCACGAAUCACUAUGGCAAUGGCGUCAGUUCGAAAACUACAAGUCACAACAAUAUUACAUUUUUGAAUGCUGCUUUGGAUUUGACACACCGAGUGUACUUUUUUGAUUAUUUCUAUGAACCUAAUUCCAAAGUAGAAUUUUUCUGA